AUGGGAGAAAGAAUUGAUGAAUAUGAAAUGGAAAAUAAAUCUGCAAGACCUCCAGUUUCAAGGUCAGUGUAUGGGAAGCAGGCUGAGCAAACAGUCGCUGGUCCCGUUCCGGUCAGUGGUCUCGGCGUUUCAUCCGCUUUUAUCCCGUACCUUACCCCUUUUGUGGUUCGUGUAGGUCCCGUUCCGGUCAGUGGUCUCGGCGUUUCAUCCGCUUUUAUCCCGUACCUUACCCCUUUUGUGGUUCGUGUAGGUCCCGUUCCGGUCAGUGGUCUCGGCGUUUCAUCCGCUUUUAUCCCGUACCUUACCCCUUUUGUGGUUCGUGUAGGUCCCGUUCCGGUCAGUGGUCUCGGCGUUUCAUCCGCUUUUAUCCCGUACCUUACCCCUUUUGUGGUUCGUGUAGGUCCCGUUCCGGUCAGUGGUCUCGGCGUUUCAUCCGCUUUUAUCCCGUACCUUACCCCUUUUGUGGUUCGUGUAGGUCCCGUUCCGGUCAGUGGUCUCGGCGUUUCAUCCGCUUUUAUCCCGUACCUUACCCCUUUUGUGGUUCGUGUAGGUCCCGUUCCGGUCAGUGGUCUCGGCGUUUCAUCCGCUUUUAUCCCGUACCUUACCCCUUUUGUGGUUCGUGUAGGUCCCGUUCCGGUCAGUGGUCUCGGCUUUUCAUCCGCUUUUAUCCCGUACCUUACCCCUUUUGUGGUUCGUGUAGGUCCCGUUCCGGUCAGUGGUCUCGGCGUUUCAUCCGCUUUUAUCCCGUACCUUACCCCUUUUGUGGUUCGUGUAGGUCCCGUUCCGGUCAGUGGUCUCGGCGUUUCAUCCGCUUUUAUCCCGUACCUUACCCCUUUUGUGGUUCGUGUAGGUCCCGUUCCGGUCAGUGGUCUCGGCGUUUCAUCCGCUUUUAUCCCGUACCUUACCCCUUUUGUGGUUCGUGUAGGUCCCGUUCCGGUCAGUGGUCUCGGCGUUUCAUCCGCUUUGAUCCCGUACCUUACCCCUUUUGUGGUUCGUGUAGGUCCCGUUCCGGUCAGUGGUCUCGGCGUUUCAUCCGCUUUGAUCCCGUACCUUACCCCUUUUGUGGUUCGUGUAGGUCCCGUUCCGGUCAGUGGUCUCGGCGUUUCAUCCGCUUUGAUCCCGUACCUUACCCCUUUUGUGGUUCGUGUAGGUCCCGUUCCGGUCAGUGGUCUCGGCGUUUCAUCCGCUUUGAUCCCGUACCUUACCCCUUUUGUGGUUCGUGUAGGUCCCGUUCCGGUCAGUGGUCUCGGCGUUUCAUCCGCUUUUAUCCCGUACCUUACCCCUUUUGUGGUUCGUGUAGGUCCCGUUCCGGUCAGUGGUCUCGGCGUUUCAUCCGCUUUUAUCCCGUACCUUACCCCUUUUGUGGUUCGUGUAGGUCCCGUUCCGGUCAGUGGUCUCGGCGUUUCAUCCGCUUUUAUCCCGUACCUUACCCCUUUUGUGGUUCGUGUAGGUCCCGUUCCGGUCAGUGGUCUCGGCGUUUCAUCCGCUUUUAUCCCGUACCUUACCCCUUUUGUGGUUCGUGUAGGUCCCGUUCCGGUCAGUGGUCUCGGCGUUUCAUCCGCUUUUAUCCCGUACCUUACCCCUUUUGUGGUUCGUGUAGGUCCCGUUCCGGUCAGUGGUCUCGGCGUUUCAUCCGCUUUUAUCCCGUACCUUACCCCUUUUGUGGUUCGUGUAGGUCCCGUUCCGGUCAGUGGUCUCGGCGUUUCAUCCGCUUUUAUCCCGUACCUUACCCCUUUUGUGGUUCGUGUAGGUCCCGUUCCGGUCAGUGGUCUCGGCGUUUCAUCCGCUUUUAUCCCGUACCUUACCCCUUUUGUGGUUCGUGUAGGUCCCGUUCCGGUCAGUGGUCUCGGCGUUUCAUCCGCUUUUAUCCCGUACCUUACCCCUUUUGUGGUUCGUGUAGGUCCCGUUCCGGUCAGUGGUCUCGGCGUUCCAUCCGCUUUUAUCCCGUACCUUACCCCUUUUGUGGUUCGUGUAGGUCCCGUUCCGGUCAGUGGUCUCGGCGUUCCAUCCGCUUUUAUGCCGUACUUUACCCCUUUUGUGGUUCGUGUAGGUCCCGUUCCGGUCAGUGGUCUCGGCGUUCCAUCCGCUUUUAUGCCGUACUUUACCCCUUUUGUGGUUCGUGUAGGUCCCGUUCCGGUCAGUGGUCUCGGCGUUCCAUCCGCUUUUAUCCCGUACCUUACCCCUUUUGUGGUUCGUGUAGGUCCCGUUCUGGGUUGGCUAGUGGAUGACCAGUUGUCCAAAUUUGGGAACUCUUUGGCAGAUCUGGAGACAGUCAGCCAGGGUUACUUCAAGACGGCGGUGUACCGUGGAACCAUCGUGUUUGUGAAGCCAGUAGAUGUGGAUAAGAUAACUCUCACUCGGUCCGUCUUAGUAGAAUUAAAACUGAUGCAUCAACUUCACCAUGAGAAUUUGACACGGUUUAUCGGGGCGGUACUGGAAUUCAAGAACAACUUCAUUGUAUCAGAAUAUUGCAGCAAGGGAAGUCUACAGGUAACAGUUAAAGUCACAGGCACCGUUUCUAAACACAGGCACCUGGGGUUUUUAUAA
Gigantopelta aegis is the source of this 2547-nucleotide messenger RNA. RefSeq lists its product as uncharacterized. The transcript has 4 exons. Gene Ontology annotation, biological process: protein phosphorylation. Gene Ontology annotation, molecular function: ATP binding; protein kinase activity. Lineage: Eukaryota; Metazoa; Mollusca; Gastropoda; Neomphalida; Peltospiridae. The record is from RefSeq and is a predicted model, not a curated record. Bases 1 to 2547 code for a protein of 848 amino acids.